This is a messenger RNA of Chrysoperla carnea, 2187 nucleotides long. RefSeq lists its product as uncharacterized. The record is from RefSeq and is a predicted model, not a curated record. The coding region runs from base 1 to 2187 and encodes 728 amino acids. NCBI's taxonomy places the organism in Eukaryota, Metazoa, Arthropoda, Insecta, Neuroptera, Chrysopidae. The transcript has a single exon.
AUGAUUUUUGGCCUAUAUCGAACAUACGCUGAGAAAAUAAAUGCAGAAGAUUCGACUACCACAGAAAAGGAUACAAUUGUUGCUGAGGAAUCAAAAGAUGACAAAACAAUUAUAAAACAAAUAAAUAAACAGAAUGAAGAUGGAACUUAUACAUUUGGAUAUGAAGCUGAUGACGGUACUUUCAAAUAUGAAAGUCGUGAUGUGUUGGGAAACGUCAAGAGAACAUUUGGCUAUGUCGAUACCGAUGGUUUAAUAAAACGUGUGACAUACACUACAAACGAAAAUAAUGAGACAUCAUCGGAGUCAUUAGAAGAUGAUAUUAGUACAACUAAGCCAAAUGUCACUCAAUAUCUUUCGUCCACAACCAGAAGGCCAUAUCUACAAAUUUCUACGUCUAGAUCAAAUGUUAUUCAAUCGAUACCUCGGCGAAAAGCAGACUUAACAACCCAAUCUUCGUCAAGCUCAUCAUCUACACAAUCACCUCAAGUAGUUUAUGCUACAUCGAUACCGUCCUCAUCGACAUCACGUAUAGUUAUGCCGCCUAGUCCACAUACACGACCAAUUUUACAAAAUGGUGUAUUUAUUCGAUCAACAUCACCACCUCAAAAUCAUGAAAAUCACGAAGGGCAAAUUGUGAGGCCGUCAAUACAGACAGAAAGCAGUUCUACUAUAAAACCAGUACGUCGCGUCUUGGUAUCAAGGCAGCCAGUGUCACAUGAUAAAACCUCCACGACAGAAUCACAAACAUCAUCUACUUUACGUCCUAAUUUGGAGACAGAUCAAUUUUUAGAAAAUGAAUCAUCAUCCUCAACAACUACAACACACAAAAGUAACACAUUCCGACGUCAAUUAACUCCAGAAAAAGGAUACGAUCCACAUCAACAUAUUUUAAACUACCAACAAUCAGCUGGUGAUGACACCACGGAUAUUUACGGCGGUUCUGUAAUGACAGGGACCCAACGACCUUUAUUCACAACCACGCAAAAUUCUCGUAUUAUACAAAAUUCGGGAAGGCAUGCAAUAAUACGAAACGGACAUUACUUACCGAUCGGAUACCACCGUAAUACAAAUGCAAAAUAUCGGCAAGAUCCUCUUGUCGAGGCACCCACAACACAACCAACAAUUGAAGAACCUUAUCAAACACAAACUACUGUUCCUGUAAUCUCUAUACCAGAAUAUGCAAAGAAAAACCAUAGAUAUCCACAAUAUACGAGACCAACACUAAAUACCGUUGUAAAAAACCAUAAUCAUAAUUACUUACGUGAAGAGGAACCUGAAGCACUUGAUCCUCAAACUAGUUAUGUAGCAGCAACACAAGAAAAUGAACAAUAUUUAAGAGAAAAUCCAUUACAAAAUGGGCCAGUACAAUUUCCCGAAAAUCCAGCUCCACAACCAGUACAUCGGACACGAAAAUCACGACCCCUUCCAGCGCACUUGGCUCAAUAUCAAGGUGAAUAUCCUGAUCCAAACUACCAAUCUCCAGUGCAUAUACCUAUACCAAUACCUCAACCAAAUUAUCGUGGAGCAUUCGGCAAUGAAAUUGCACAAGGAGCACCUGAAGAUAUACAACCCCCUGUUACAAACAAAGAUUUUCAACGAUUGUUAAAUCAAUUAAUAUAUUUGCAAACAAAACUUCAACAAUUGACACAAAUCGCUCAAUAUCAACAAGAAAUCAUAAAUCAACAACGUCAAUCACAACCAAAUCCAUACUAUCAACCAGGAAUACCUAUAAUUCCCCGCAAUUCUUACAGUAGACCAUAUGAACGUCCGCCAUUCUAUCCAACCCGACAACGUUAUUUACCCCCUGGAUACCAACAAGAACAAUCAGAUUAUAUUGAUCCAGCAGCUCAAUAUGAUCCAAGAUAUCAGCGAAAAGUGGCCGUACCGCAACAGCAGUAUGAAAAUCAACAAGAUUAUUUACCACCAGAAGUGCGUGAAAUGUUAUUGUUACGUAUGUUACAGCUAGCAAUCAACUCUGAAAUUGCAGCUACAAAUCAAAUGGAAGUUAUUGCAAAAUCUCCCACGAAAAAUGUUGUAAGUGUCGUUAGAAAAGAUUACCAAAAUCGACAUCCUAUACAUAAUGUACAAAUAUUGGGGGAGGAAACUAAUAAUAACGAAAGAUUAAAGCCAACAGCUAGAAGUAAACGAUUUAAAGAUCCUGAUGAGGAUAUGGAUUAUUACGAAUAG